UAAUCUGAUUUACGCAAUGUACAGUUCUAUAAAUAACCGUUUGGUUAUAAUAAAUUAUUCUAGAGCAUACAACUCUUUAACUUGAUUAUCAAGAUAGCCAUAUAUUAUGCCAUAGUAUCUCAAAUGUAGCUGUUAUUAGCGAGCUAAUCACAGAUAGCGAACUAGCAGCUAUCGCUAGCUGGAAAACCAGCAGGUUGUAAUGCUUGCUUGGGUUUUUUAAAUGACUAUUUGUAAGGUCUAAGAAUAACAACGUUACUGUGGCUAUACUGUUUACUGAUGAACGCAAUUACAUUUUCGUUUCGUACUUAUUCAGUGGCGCGGUCCAUAAAAAGAUGGAAUUAAAUGCAUCUAGUUAACUAGACCAGCAUUUAAGGCAACAGGUACGGAUCAAGCAGUGGGCAUGGGGCUGGUAGGCUUCAGCCUUCUGCUGUUCACGUAUUACACCAUCUGGGUUGUAGUUCUGCCCUUUGUGGAUAGUGACCACGUGAUCCACAAAUAUUUUCUGCCGAGAGAGUACUCUGUGAUUUUACCCGGCGUGGCAGCGCUUCUCCUCAUGCUCUUCGUGGGAACGUUUAUAGGAGUGGUGACCUGGAAAAACCGCAGACCGAAGAAGUCAGAUUAGGGUGCGGAGUUCCUGGGGUGUGGGGCAGGGGCAGGGGCUGGGUUUACUGGCAGGUUAAUGUGGGUAUGAGACCAAAGCACUUUGACCAUUCCGGGAUGCUGCACCAGAACACAAACUCAGUACGGUCAGAAAAUGGAACUACAGCCGAUGUGAUUGACAGCUGCAGCGCAACAGAAAGAAACCGAUGAGCUGGCCCUGACAAUGAGCCGUCCAAUCGCACUGCAGUACUGCUGUUAGGCUAGGCAGCACGCUUGGGCCAAAUACCGAAAAAUAAAUACCAUAACUCUUUAGACGCUGAUAGAAAUUUGGCACUCUCCUGCAAGAUCCAAGAGAAUUUCCAGCAAAACGUGGUACUGCGUAAAAUGUCCGAAAUCUAUGAAAGACUAGUUUCUUCUGACUACUGGGAAAAAUAGACUUCUGCUGGAAUGUUACUGAUGUCUGAAUGGUUCUUCAGAACUUGUGUUGUAAAGUAUUUGACCUAGGUUUGGGAAGCAAAGUUACACACUUUAUAUCCCUUUAAGUCUGUGGAGUGAGCAGUGCAGCGUAAACGAGUACUGCGUCUUGACAUACAUGCAAACCUUUAGUUCAGCGUUCGUAGGAAAGAUGCAUGAAGACAAACCAAUGCACAGUACUUUAAAUACAGCAUAGUUUAACAGCCCACGCGUAGUUUAGAUCCCUUUCAAACCACUUUUAAUCUGGCUGUCAUGAAGUUAAGGGAGAUGGCUGCAUUUUCAAUGUCAGAUUGUAAAUAUUUAUUUUUGCAACAUUUUCAAUGCUAAAACACACACACACACUCUCUCACACAUUGAUCCGUUGUCUCGCAUUUGCAAAAUUGUGAAAAUGCUCUAAGAACUGGUUGUAUAAUAUCUGAAUAAAGUUUUGAGACAUACUUGAGCCAAAUAAGAAUGUUCAUGUAUUCCUUGUUCAGGCCAGCUGCACUGUUUCAAAUUCAUUGUUCAGCAUUUUGUACAAAUGGCAAUAAAAUUGUCUGCAAUAUCUGAA
Molecule: messenger RNA, 1624 nt
Organism: Conger conger (European conger)
Lineage: Eukaryota; Metazoa; Chordata; Actinopteri; Anguilliformes; Congridae
Gene: dpm2
Product: dolichyl-phosphate mannosyltransferase subunit 2, regulatory
Exons: 4
Coding region: 401-622 (73 amino acids)
Biological process (GO): GPI anchor biosynthetic process
Cellular component (GO): dolichol-phosphate-mannose synthase complex; endoplasmic reticulum membrane
Molecular function (GO): enzyme regulator activity
Source: RefSeq, a predicted model, not a curated record